Sphaeramia orbicularis (orbiculate cardinalfish) is the source of this 1807-nucleotide messenger RNA. RefSeq names its product integral membrane protein GPR137B-like. The transcript is spliced from 7 exons. The record is from RefSeq and is a predicted model, not a curated record. Gene Ontology annotation, cellular component: lysosomal membrane. Bases 255 to 1415 code for a protein of 386 amino acids. NCBI's taxonomy places the organism in Eukaryota, Metazoa, Chordata, Actinopteri, Kurtiformes, Apogonidae. Gene Ontology annotation, biological process: negative regulation of osteoclast differentiation; positive regulation of TORC1 signaling; regulation of autophagy.
CCUCCACCGGACCCUGGUCCACCACAGGGUUAAAGGUGCCGCGUCAUGCGUCAGCUGAUGCGUAACGUCACGUGGUUGUGCACGGGGCGGGUCCGGACCGGACGGAGGUUCCUCUGCGGUUCUCCUCGGCUGGUCCCGCUCCAGGUCCCGCUCCUCCUCCUCCUGGUCAUGCGUCCCGGUCUCCGUGCCUCCUCGGUUCUCCUCCUCCGCUCCUGAGCACCUCCUCCUCGGCCCGUGUCCGGACCCGGUGGCCCAUGGCGGCUCCUCCGGACCCCCCGGUCCCUCCUCCGGACCCCCCGGUUCCUCCGCCGACCCUGGGCCCGGCCGUGCGUCCGUUCGUGACCCUGGGUCUGACCGGGGUCUACACCGCCUUCUACGCGCUCCUCUUCCUGUUCGUGUACGCGCAGCUGUGGCUCGUGCUCCGGUACCGACACAAGCGCGUGAGUUUCCAGACCGGGUUCCUGUUCCUGUGCCUGGUCUGGGCCGCGCUCCGAACCCUGCUCUUCUCCUUCUACUUCCGGAACUCCAGGACCGUCAACAGCCUGGGUCCGGUUCCGUUCUGGAGCCUGUACUGUCUGCCGGUCUGCCUGCAGUUCUGGACCCUGAGCCUCAUGAACCUCUACUGCGCACAGGUUGUGUUCAAGGCCAAGUCCAAGUUCGACCCGGAGCUGCUCAGAUACAGGCUGCCCCUCUACCUGCUCUUCCUCCUCGUCAGUCUGCUCUUCCUCGUCGUCAACCUGGCCUGCGCCGUCGUGGUCAGGACGUCGUCUGCGGAAACGCACGCCGUCGUCCUGGUGAGGGUCACCGUCAACGACUCCCUGUUUGUCCUCUGCGCCGUCUCGCUGUCGGUUUGUCUCUAUAAGAUCGCCAAGAUGUCACUGGCGAACAUCUACCUGGAGUCCAAGGGGACGUCGGUGUGUCAGGUGACCGCCAUCGGCGCCGUCGUCGUCCUCCUGUACACGUCCAGAGCCUGUUACAACCUGGUGGUUCUGGGUCUGUCCAACAAGAGGAUCAGCUCCUUCGACUACGACUGGUACAACGUCUCAGACCAGGCGGACCUCCAGUCGACCCUGGGCGAUGCCGGGUACGUGGUCUUCGGGGUGGUCCUGUUCGUGUGGGAGCUUCUCCCCACCUCCCUGGUCGUGUUCUUCUUCAGAGUCCGAAAACCGAACCUGGACCGGAGUGGAACCGGACUUCCUGGACACGUUUUCUCGUCUCGUGCUUAUUUCUUCGACAACCCGCGACGUUACGACAGCGAUGACGACCUGGCGUGGAGCGUCAUGCCUCCAAACAUACAGGCCAGUUUGGCGUCCGACAGCUACGAGUGGGGAAACCAGAACGGCAUCAGCGCCUACAUCGGAGGAGAAGACCCCUUCCACCUUCCUCUGCCUCCAGAGGAGCUCAGCCAUUACUGAGGCCUGGACCCUCUGGUGGUCCAUGGCAGUCCUGCUGACCCUGAUGAUCCUAAUGGUCCUGAUGGUCCCAAUGGCCCUGAUAAUCCAUAUGGUCCACAUGGUCCUGGUGGUCCACGUGGUUCCACCCAGACUCAUCCAUUCCCUUUUCUGCGUCGGUUUUGAUGAACUCCUCUAAGGGUCCAGUCUCUAAUGGGACCUGAAUGUGGACUGACCAUGUGAAGGGUCUGAUGGACUCUGGAAUGUUCUCCACAUGUUCUUCUGUAUUAGUUCAUAUUGAAAACUGUUUAAUAUAUAAACUGAUCUUUGUCCUGUAUUUUAUUACUAUUUUAUUACCAUGGAUGUGUUUAUAGACCAGAUGAGCCUUAAUUCAUAUUAAAAAGUCAAAACCCUGA